UUUUUAUUAUAUUUGGUCCCCACAAUGUAAUAUAAACGUAAUCCACACACACACGCACACACAAACAAGACCUGAUACACACACCCUCCACACUCCCACUAGGAUGAAUUCUAUUUGUCACUCUGGCUUGUAUCCAAAAAAAUGUGGCCAAUCAGAUUUCAAGUGCAAAGGACAUAUUUAUUACCUAUCUCUUCCCUAUACCGACAUAUUCUGUUUACAACCUGCAGUGACUUACAGUUAACUAAGUCCAUGCUGCCUUCCUACAAAUACUGUUGUAAUUAUACAGUUUGCAGCAAAGCAUUAGCAUUUUAGUAAUUGAAAAGAAAAAUUGUGACCCUUCAGAAUGCAAGAUCAAAUCUGCUAUGACAACUACAAGAAUUCUGCUGACUGGCUGCAGUCGCGCACAAAGCACCGUCCCAAAGUGGCCAUCAUAUGCGGCUCAGGAUUGGGACACUUGGCGAACGCGCUGGAGAGCCAGGACGCCUUCCCCUACUCGGACAUCCCCGGCUUCCCUCACUGUACAGCACCAGGCCAUGCCGGGCGGCUGGUGUUCGGGGUCCUCAGAGGGAAGUCCUGCGUGUGCAUGCAGGGCCGGUUCCACAUGUUUGAGGGACAUUCCCUCUACAAGGUCACCUUCCCUGUGCGGGUCUUCAAGCUGCUGGGGGUGGAGACCCUGAUUGUCACUAACGCUGCAGGAUCCCUGGCCAGCAGCUACAAGACCGGGGACAUCAUGAUCAUCCGCGACCAUAUUAACAUUCCAGGCCUCGGCGGGUUUAAUCCCCUGAACGGACCCAAUGACGAAAGGUUCGGCCCCCGUUUCCCUGUCAUGGGUGCUGCUUAUGAUAAGGACCUGCGUCGUCUGGCCUGGGAUUUAGGCAAGAAGCUGGCCAUAUCAGACCAUGUGCAGGAAGGAGUCUACUGUAUGGUAGGGGGACCCAACUUUGAGACCAUUGCUGAGGCCCGCCUGCUGCAACGGCUGGGGGUGGAUGCUGUGGGCAUGAGCACAGUACCAGAAGUGCUGAUCGCCAGUCACUGUGGCAUGAAGGUCUUUGGCCUCUCCCUCAUCACCAAUAAAGUGGCCAUGGACUACGAGGACCAGCAGGUAGUUACACAAGAGGAAGUGCUUGCAGUCAGCAGGAAGAAGUCCCACACGCUGCAGACGAUCAUCAUGGAGCUGGUGGCCCAUUUGGGCAGCAGCACAGCCUAAUGAAAUGAAAUGCAGUCAAAUGAAGCUUCAUUUGCCUUCUGUAGGAGUGUGAGAACAGAUACACUGGAGUGUGUUUUGUCACAUAUCCCAUCAUGCUCUCCUUAUUUAAUGAUGUACACACACUUAUAGAGGUGUGAGUGAAGCUUGGGGUCUGCCCACAGGGUCAGGGGGGUAAAGGCCUAGUUCAAGGGCCCAGCUGUGAUAUGGCUACUCUGCGGAGUAACUGAGCUGAAACAUCAGCUGAUGAAUGUCACAUUUUAAUAAUUUGCUCCUUAACUUUGGCUUUUAGUCUAAAUGAAUUACUGAGUUUUGAUUUUUAUUUCCUUAGAUAUCUUUUUUUCUGAUGUUUACUUUAUGUUGAAAGGUUGAAAAAGAAAGUAGAUCUUGUGUCACCACCUGAUGAAAUUCUGUAAUCAGGGUCCAGUUGUCUUGCAUGGUUUUGUCUUUCUGUGCCUGUACUGAUGCUAAAAUGACCAUCUUUAAUUUUCAUUUUCAUACCAUGCCCCUCCCAAAAAUGAAGUCAGUUCCUCAUAAUGUUACUGGGAUCCAGUGCCUGUAACUACUCCAGAUUUUGCAUCAUUAUACUGUGUAAACCAGGUCACUUUCUCAAAACUCCUACUGUAAGAGGAACACAAGGGCAUUGCUUUGUAUUUACAACAUUUUACAAUAAGACAAAUCAAUGUAUGUUACAUUACCCUUACAGAAAGAAGUUUCAUUGUUCAAACAUGUACUUCACACUUUAAUAAAACUCUGUGAAAUUUGUAUUUUCAUACAAAUUUAUA
Messenger RNA from Paramormyrops kingsleyae, 1989 nucleotides. It is a transcript of the gene pnp4a, whose product is annotated as purine nucleoside phosphorylase 4a. Gene Ontology annotation, biological process: nucleoside metabolic process. Gene Ontology annotation, cellular component: cytoplasm. Gene Ontology annotation, molecular function: purine-nucleoside phosphorylase activity. The record is from RefSeq and is a predicted model, not a curated record. NCBI's taxonomy places the organism in Eukaryota, Metazoa, Chordata, Actinopteri, Osteoglossiformes, Mormyridae.